This is a messenger RNA of Culex quinquefasciatus (southern house mosquito), 480 nucleotides long. RefSeq lists its product as uncharacterized. The record is from RefSeq and is a predicted model, not a curated record. Lineage: Eukaryota; Metazoa; Arthropoda; Insecta; Diptera; Culicidae. The transcript has 2 exons. The coding region runs from base 34 to 480 and encodes 148 amino acids.
UCUGACUAAAGCCGGCAAAAUCUUCCCCAAGAUAUGCAUAUAUCCCUUUGGAGCGCUGUACUACUUUUGGCACUGGGCGUUGGACCGUCCAGCCAACGGGGAGUCAACUAUGAAAAAACUAGUCAACUAAGUCACUUUAAAGGAGUGAUUGCCCCCACCGAUACGCAGUGUUUUAACUUCUUCAUUGAAAAGAAAACUCAACUUCCCUUAACGGUUCCUGUUGUUACCAAUCUGCCUCUGAGUGCCAUCAAAGCCACCGCGUGGGAGUUUAACAAAGUUGGCUUCACCAUGGACGUGCAAGUGGGAGGUUUGGGAGCCACGACGACGGUCCUAAAGUUCCACGGCUCAGAAAAGACCAGGUACGCCAUAGAGGUGGAGUGUUACUGUACUGCUGCUGCGGCGCCACCAGCUCUUGCACCUGCACCGGCACUGGUGGUUCCAGCUCCAGAGCCAGUGCCACCUCCGGUGGCUGUACCUUGA